AGAGUGGAAGGCCUCGCGAGAGUUCCCCCUCAGCGUCUUCCCUGAGGUGAAAGUCCACUCGGGACGGAGGAGGCGACGGCGGAGCCAUGUGGGCGGCGCUCCUCUCGCGGCGGAAGGCGGUCUUGUUGCUUCGUCGGUGCCAGAGCACCCUGGUAAUAGCUGAACAUGCCAAUGAGACUCUUACACCUAUUACAUUAAAUGCCAUCACCGCAGCCAAACGUAUUGGAGGCGAAGUGUCUUGUUUAGUAGCUGGCGCCAAUUGUGAAAAGGUGGCCCAGGAGCUGAGCAAAGUGCAAGGGGUGGCCAAAAUUCUCCUGUCCCAGCAUGACGCCUUCAAGGGACUUCUGGCUGAGGAGCUGACACCAUUGAUCCUGGCAACUCAGAAGCAGUUCAAUUACACCCACAUCUGUGCCGGAGCCUCUGCCUUUGGGAAGAGUCUUCUUCCCAGAGUAGCGGCAAAGCUCGAUGUGGCUCCCAUCUCGGACAUCAUUGACAUUAAAUCUCCCGACACUUUUGUCAGGACAAUUUAUGCAGGCAAUGCUCUGUGCACUGUGAAGUGUGAGGAAAAAAUAAAAGUGUUCUCUGUGCGAGGCACUUCCUUUGAGGCUGCCCCAGUGAGUGGCGGCGGGGCUAGUGUAGAAAAAGUAUCUGCUCCUUUGCCGGUUGGUCAGUCUGAAUGGAUUGAACAAAAACUGACGAAAAGCGACCGUCCAGAACUGACCAGUGCAAAGGUGGUUGUAUCGGGUGGCCGAGGCUUGAAGAGUGGAGACAACUUUAAACUGCUUUAUGACCUGGCAGAUCAGCUGCAUGCUGCAGUUGGUGCUUCUCGUGCAGCCGUGGAUGCAGGUUUUGUCCCCAAUGACAUGCAAGUUGGACAGACAGGCAAAAUCGUAGCUCCGGAGCUGUAUAUCGCUGUUGGAAUAUCCGGAGCUAUUCAACAUCUAGCCGGGAUGAAAGACAGCAAGACCAUUGUGGCCAUCAACAAGGACCCAGAAGCCCCCAUAUUCCAAGUUGCAGACUAUGGCUUGGUAGCAGACUUGUUUAAGGUUGUUCCCGAGUUGACAGCUGCCUUGAAAAAAUGAAAAUUCAUCUUGGAAAUGGGGUGCUUGAGAUAAUUUUUUAAAAAGUAAAAUCUUAAAUUAUAUUUUAUCUACUGAAAAAUAAUAGCAACCUUUAAAUUAUUACCAAAAAUGGGAACUCUAGAUGACCUCCGGGAUGCCUUAUAUCAUAUAUCUAUUUUUGCUUUCACCUGUAAUUUAGGUUCUGAAAUGGUCUUUUUUUCUAAUUAUGUAAUAAAUAUGUAUUUCAUGGUGGCAUCUUA
This is a messenger RNA of Anolis sagrei ordinatus, 1321 nucleotides long. It is a transcript of the gene ETFA, whose product is annotated as electron transfer flavoprotein subunit alpha. The record is from RefSeq and is a predicted model, not a curated record. Gene Ontology annotation, cellular component: mitochondrion. Gene Ontology annotation, biological process: fatty acid beta-oxidation using acyl-CoA dehydrogenase. NCBI's taxonomy places the organism in Eukaryota, Metazoa, Chordata, Lepidosauria, Squamata, Anolidae. Gene Ontology annotation, molecular function: electron transfer activity; flavin adenine dinucleotide binding.